This is a messenger RNA of Macrosiphum euphorbiae (potato aphid), 1278 nucleotides long. The record is from the annotation of a GenBank genome assembly. Lineage: Eukaryota; Metazoa; Arthropoda; Insecta; Hemiptera; Aphididae.
AUGGACUCAAUUAAUGUACUCAAAUAUAUGGAGAAAAGACAACUUGGCUAUACCGGAAUUAAAAGCAAAUUGAAUGACAUGUUUAUUGGACAAAUGGGUUAUAUACCUCAAACAUAUGAUGGCGCCUCGGAUUACCCCUUGGAUGACACAGGCAAUACAUAUAUUUAUAUUGGAAAUACUUUUGCUUGUAAGUUCAGUAGGAAUAAAAACAAUUCACACUUAGUUGGUAUUUCAACUGUUCACGGAGAAAUAAUUUUGGAAAAUACUAUAGGUCAUUAUAAUGAAAAAAAUAAUCAGUUUCAAAGAUAUUAUGUACACGACGAUUCUAUUUUUAACUUUGCAUGGGCCGAGCCACAAAUGAAAAUUAUAACGGCCUGUAGAGAUGGAUCCUCGAAGUUAUGUAGUUUCAGAUCAUCAGGGGUACUCGAUGAAGAAAGAAAAUUUAUUCAUUAUUCUGCUGUUAAAAGUGUAAUGUUUUGCCCUGGAUCUUCAGAUAUAUUUUGUUGUGGAUGCCAAGAUGGUUCAAUCAAAAUCUGGGAUGCACGUUUAUAUAACGAUAAAAUGGUUUUGGAGUGUGAUCAUAAUAAUAUAAGUAAUACACAUUAUAGCAUUUCUGGAACAAAAUUAAGCAUAAGUAAAUCAGAAAAAUGUUUUGGAGUAUCUUCUGUAAUAUUUAAUACUGAUCAAACUGUUAUAUCUUGUUCUUCGAUGGACCAUGAUAUAAAAUUAUGGGAUUUACGUAAAAGUUACCGCCAAGUACAAGGUAAUACAGAACAUCAACCACUCAUGAAAUAUUUUAAUGAAAUGAAAAUUUCACCACUAAAUAAUGGUUAUAUAGAUAUAAUAACAAAUCCUCAAUGUACUUUAAUGUAUGCGAGUUGUAAAAAUAAUGUUAUUUACUGUUAUUCAUUGGAUUCUACAGACACAAAGCCAAUAUGCCAAUACUCUGGUCAUUUAAAUGAAACUGGGUUCUCCAAAAUUAGUAUUAGUCAUGACGGCCGUUAUCUAUUUAGUAGUUGUAAGGAAAAUAACGGCGUUAUAUGGUUGACAGAUUUUCCAUAUAAUGAAAAUCCAAUGUUUAAAAUAGACAAAACUGAUGAGACAUUUCCUAAAUUAGAAUUGAGGGCUUCAGACUGGUGUGCAGAUCCAACAAGUACUAAAUUGGUAACAAGUAGUAAUUCGAUGCCAAUGGUGUGGUCAAUACAUGGCCCUGAACAAAAAAUAUCUGAAAAAUAUUCCAUUUGCCCAACUUCUUUCUAUCAAUCAAAAAAAUCUUAA